Molecule: messenger RNA, 877 nt
Organism: Jaculus jaculus (lesser Egyptian jerboa)
Lineage: Eukaryota; Metazoa; Chordata; Mammalia; Rodentia; Dipodidae
Gene: Josd2
Product: Josephin domain containing 2
Exons: 5
Coding region: 52-729 (225 amino acids)
Biological process (GO): protein deubiquitination
Molecular function (GO): cysteine-type deubiquitinase activity
Source: RefSeq, a predicted model, not a curated record
GUGCGGUGCUGCCUGGCCGGCCCUUGGAGCCCAGAGCCGCCGCCCAGGGGGAUGCGGGAACCCCUGGCUCGAGGGAGCGGAGAGGAAGGCGGGGUGAGGGGAAGGGCGAGCGCCGCAGACGGAUGCGGGUCGGGAAAAGGCUCUGCAGAAGCUGAGAAGGGCAUGUCUCAGGCCCAGGAAGCACGACCAAGCCCGUCCUCCGUGUACCAUGAGCGACAGCGCCUGGAGCUGUGUGCAGUCCAUGCUCUCAACAACGUCCUGCAACAGCAGCUCUUUAGCCAGGAGGCUGCCGAUGAGAUCUGCAAGAGGUUGGCCCCAGACUCCCGGCUGAACCCCCAUCGCAGCCUGCUAGGCACUGGCAACUAUGAUGUGAAUGUGAUCAUGGCUGCCCUGCAGGGCCUGGGUCUGGCCGCUGUGUGGUGGGACAGGAGGAGGCCUCUGUCCCAGCUAGCCUUGCCCCAGGUGCUAGGCCUAAUCCUGAACCUGCCCUCCCCUGUGUCGCUGGGGCUGCUGUCCCUGCCACUGCGCCGUAGACACUGGGUGGCCCUGCGCCAGGUGGAUGGCAUCUACUAUAACCUGGACUCCAAACUGCGGGCGCCUGAGGCCCUGGGAGAUGAGGCUGGUGUCAGGGCCUUCCUGGCAGCUGCCUUGUCCCAAGGCUUAUGUGAGGUGCUACUGGUGGUGACCAAGGAGGUGGAGGAGACUGGCUGCUGGCUACAGACAAGCUGACCCACUGCCAAUGACCAGCUGUCCUUGCUACCUGUUCUGAGUGCCUGAGAAGGGCCUGCACUUCCAGGUCCCCAGGAAGCCCAUGCCUUGCCCCAAGGUCCCUUUUCCCCAGUGCCACUGCUGCCUCAAUAAAUAAGCCUAUUUGCCA